Molecule: messenger RNA, 6216 nt
Organism: Diachasmimorpha longicaudata
Lineage: Eukaryota; Metazoa; Arthropoda; Insecta; Hymenoptera; Braconidae
Gene: Ptp10D
Product: tyrosine-protein phosphatase 10D
Exons: 12
Coding region: 804-5507 (1567 amino acids)
Biological process (GO): protein dephosphorylation
Molecular function (GO): protein binding; protein tyrosine phosphatase activity
Source: RefSeq, a predicted model, not a curated record
GGCGGAUCGUAAGCCAAAGCGUCGGAGAAAACAAAAUCCCGAAAUAACAAAAAGGUACACAACACGCGUGAAGUGGUAGAGGUAUGCCAACCAGCCCGGGCCAUGUAACCCGGGGAGGGGCUAGGCUGGUUCUCCUCGGCAACUCUCGGCUUCUCUCCUCGAAACACUAGGUCGGUGGACAAGAGGAGGUGGUAAUGGAAUGGAGGAAUGGGGAAAGGCACAAGACCGAGGCAAACGGCACGCUAGAAACGAAUGAGGUCUCGUUGGCACGCCGAAGGAGCCCCAUGAAAGUCUUCGAUAAACCUGAAAACUCCUGACUGGCCAAUCGCACCAGUAAAUUCCAGGUAACUUAUCAGUUUAUCUUGGAUACCACCGCAUCAUCCACUGGUGGACAACUUGAAUUCAUCAAUUGUGGGGGGGAUGGGGGGGAGGAGGAGGAGGGUUUGUGUAGUGUUGAUUGAACUGUCAUUGAAUGAAGUACGAUGUGAAUAUUGUAAUCGAUGAUUGUGUGAUAUGUGCCCAGUGCAAAUGUCCUCACACUGACCACCACUGAAUUUAAUCCUGAAUAAGAGGGAAUAAUGGCUGCUGGCUGGGAUCGGACAGGUCUAUCGAGUGUACAGGUGUCCGUCAGUGGCGAGGGUAGCAAUCUGUGCUCAAGCUGGAGUUUAUCGUGAUAAUAAAGUUUGUUAAUCUCAUCGUCUUCCCCGGUUGAUUGAAUUCAACUCAUCUGAUUUAUCAUCUGUUCGUCUAUUCGGCUGUGGGGGAGGGGAGUGAGACGAAUCGCCAGGAUAAAGUGAUAAAAAAUGAUUGGACUCGGAAGGACUAAAGGCUCACUGGUGAUUUAUCAGCGUCAGGUUGUCGUUCUCUUCAUUGUUCUUCUGGCUGAGGUGACGUACUCGGCUGACCUUGCCAUAGAGAUACCGGGGAACCUCUCCCAAGGUGGAUCCUGGUACAGGCUGGACUACAGCCCACCCAUUGGCUAUCCAAGACCAAAUACGACAGUCGCUGCUACUGAUAUCGGUGAUGUUAUCAAAUUUAGAGAUGGACUUCCAGGUACGAAAUACGAAUUCUGGUUGUACUACAGCAAUGGUACCCUCCACGAUUGGCUUACUUGGACAGCGUCCAUUACAACAGCUCCAGAUCCGCCAUCGAAUCUCACCGUCUCAGUUCGGAAUGGCAAGACAGCGAUAGUCUACUGGUCGCCUCCAACCCAGGGCAACUACUCGGGUUUUCGUUUGCGUGUGCAAAGUUUUUCAGACGCAGGACCUCCAAAAACGAGCCUGAUCCCGUCUGACGCUGUUCCCUACACCCUCCGGGACUUGACCCCGGGUGCGACAUACUCCCUCCAGCUAUUCACAGUAUUAGAAACAAAAGAAUCAGUGGCCUACACGAGCCGCAACUUCACGACAAAGCCCAACACACCGGGUAAAUUCAUCGUCUGGUUUCGAAAUGAAACGACUUUAUUGGUCCUGUGGCAACCGCCGUAUCCGGCUGGCAUCUACACCCACUACAAAGUGAGUAUCGAUCCUCCGGAUGCCAUUGAAUCGGUAUUUUACGUUGAGAAAGAGGGCGAGCCACCGGGCCCGGCGCAAGCAGCCUUCAAGGACCUUGUGCCAGGUCGUGCCUACAACAUUUCCGUUCAAACAGUAUCUGAGGACGAGACAUCCGCCCCAACGACCGCUCAAUACCGAACAGUACCCCUCAGACCGUUGAACGUAACAUUUGACAAGUCCUCAGUGACAUCGACGAGCUUCCGCGUCUUCUGGAACGCCCCCAACGGCACCUCAGAAUUCGAUAAAUAUCAGAUAUCGUUGGGUGGCAACAGACGCCUCACACCAGUGACGAUAAAUCGCGAUGACGAGAGCCUCUGGGAGUUCAAGGAACUCGAGCCAGGGAAGACCUACCAAGUGGUGGUGAAGACAGUAUCGGGUAAAGUCACCAGCUGGCCGGCCAGUGGGGACAUAACCCUUCGUCCUCUGCCUGUUCGCGAUCUUCGUGCUGAGAUUGACGAGAAAACGGGAAUGCUGGAGGUCUCCUGGAGGCCCGACAACUCCAGCACUCAGGACAGCUACAAACUUCAGUAUCAUGAGGUCGAGACAACGUCCAUCACCGGCGACAGCAAUUCCUUGGCCACUGACAAGACAAAAAUCGCUCUGGAAGCACUUCUACCUGGACGAAACUACACGAUAAUCGUUCAAGCCAUCAGCAAUAAGAUCGAGUCCAACGAGACAGUUUUGCAUCAGGUUACCAGGCCCUCCAGUCCCAUCAUCGAGGAUCUCAAGUCCAUUGAGAAGGGGCUGAAUAUUUCCUGGAAGAGCGAUGUCAAUUCACGACAGGAGAAAUUCGAAGUCACUCACACGAGGAAUGACACCGGUGAGAGUGCCACCACCCUCACGACCGAGUCACAUAUUAUUUUGGAGGACCUCUAUCCCGGGGCUGGGUACGAGGUGAAGGUCUUCGCUAUCAGCCACGGAUUGAAGAGCGAACCUCACGACUAUUUUCAAGCGGUUCUGCCUCAUCCACCGCAGCAUCUGAGGAUUGAAAAGGUGACGAACAACGCGGUUCUCGUUCACUGGGCCGCUCCCAUCAACUCUCUGUUCACUGAGUACGCUAUCAGGUACAGAACUGAUGACGAUCCCAGGUGGGUCAAGCUUCCGAGUGUCAGGGAGAUGGAGGCGGAGGUGGCUGACAUGACGCCUGGAGAGAAAUACACCAUUCAGGUGAACACUGUCAGCUUCGGUGUUGAAUCGCUGUUCCCACUGCAAGUCAAUCACACGGUCAGGCCCAAUGCGGUUGUCAAUGUCGCACCUGUUGUCGAUUCCACCAAUAUUACCCUGGAGUUCGUGAGGCCGGAGGGCCGCAUCGAGACGUACGUCAUCAGGUGGUGGAUCACCGAGAAUCCGAACGAGUUCAGGACUAAGAAUGUCACCGCUGGCAGUGACAUUUCCGAACUGGCCUUCGAGGAGGCCUCUGGGGGUGCUGGACAUUACACUGAGAGGAUUCUUGUGGAUGAUCUUUUCUCCGGGGUCGAGUACUCGUUCUCCAUUUUCACGGUGUCUUAUCAUCUUGUGGGGGAUGUCACCAACUUCACGACCCAUACAAUGCCGCUGAUUCAAUCGGAAGUCGUAGUUGUCAUCGACCGCGAUCUCCCCGACUCUCUGACACUCCGUUACACACCAACACCAGUGAAGUCAUCGAGAUUCGAUUUGUACAGAUUUCGAAUAAGCGACGACAACAGUACGACAAAGGAGAAACACGUCGAUGACACCGACACGAAGGUGACUUUUGGGGGUUUGACACCGGGGAAAUUGUACAACGUGACAGUCUGGACUGUCAGCGAGGGUGUGGAGAGUAGACCGAUCUUGAGACAGGACAGGCUCUAUCCGGAGCCAAUAACGGCCAUUCAUGCUAUUGAUAUUAAUGAUACGAGAAUAUCGCUGACCUGGGACGUGCCCCAAGGCGAGUACGAUGCCUUUGAGGUUCAGUACUUGAAUAGUGAUGACAAUUACAUUCAGAAUAUCACGUCACACAAUGCCAUCACUAUUUCAAGCCUCAAGCCACAUAGGAAUUACACUUUUACGCUUGUCGUGAGGUCUGGCUCGGAGUCCAAUUAUUUGAGAAGAUCUAAUCCACUCAGCGCUAGCUUUACGACCAGUGAGUCCUAUCCUGGGAGAGUCGAGAAGUUUCAUCCUACUGAUAUUCAGCCGGGGGAGAUAAGUUUUGAGUGGUUCCUACCUGAUGGAGAGUCCAAUGGGAUCAUCAAGAAGUUUACGAUCACUUAUGGACUUGAGGGCUCAUCCCACACUCAAAUGCGAGACUUCAAGCCGUCAGAGUUCCGCGGCAUGAUAAAGGGCCUGACUCCAGGAAAAAUCUACGUCUUCCGUAUCCAAGCCGAAACGAAAAUCGGAUUUGGACCGGAGACAUCGUGGAAACAAAAAAUGCCCAUUCUGGCCCCGCCAAAACCACCGACUCAAGUUGUUCCUAAUGAGGUCUGUCGGAGCAGUACAACGAUACAAAUAAGAUUCCGUAAAAAUUAUUUUAGCGAGCAACACGGCGCUGUGAUCUCAUACACGAUUAUCGUCGCUGAGGACGACAGUAAAAAUGCCUCGGGAUUGGAGAUGCCCAGCUGGAGGGAUGUCCAAGCUUACAGCAGUUGGCCGCCUUAUCAGGUGAUGGAGCCCUACAAUCCCUUCAAGAACGGCUCAGUGGAGGACUUCACCAUCGGCACAGAGAACUGUGAGAACAAGAUAGGCUACUGCAAUGGUCCCCUGAAAGCCGGUUCCACUUACAGAGUAAAAGUUCGAGCCUUCACAGCCCCAGAUAAAUUCACAGACACGAGCUACAGCUUUCCCAUUCAAACAGGAUUGCUGCUGGCAGACAAGGAUAACACAACGAUAAUUGUGGGAGUAACAGUUCCAAUAGUUCUCCUGCUGACGAUGUUGGGUAUCGGGCUGUUGGUGAGACGGCAUCGCAAUCAACGAAGGAAAAUCACCGAGCCAAGGGCAACAGAUAAUCUCUCAUUACCGGACAGCGUUAUUGAGACGAGUCGACCAAUUCGAGUGGAAAAUUUUGCCGAGCACUACAGGAUAAUGUCCGCUGAUUCGGACUUUAGAUUUUCCGAGGAAUUUGAGGAAUUGAAACACGUGGGGAGGGAUCAGCCCUGCACAGCUGCUGAUCUGCCCUGUAAUAGGCCGAAAAAUCGAUUUACUAAUAUUUUACCGUACGAUCACAGCAGAUUUAAGCUGCAGCCGGUCGAUGAUGAGGAGGGAUCUGAUUAUAUAAACGCUAAUUACGUUCCGGGCCACAAUUCUCCUCGAGAGUUCAUAGUGACCCAGGGUCCCCUGCAUUCGACGAGGGACGACUUCUGGCGAAUGGUGUCCGAGAGCAACAGUCGUGCAAUAGUAAUGCUGACCCGUUGCAUCGAAAAGGGCCGCGAGAAGUGCGAUCACUACUGGCCAAUGGACACCCUUCCAGUCUAUUACGGUGACAUAUGUGUGACAGUCCUUAAUGAGACACGCUACCCCGACUGGAGUAUCACUGAGUUCAUGCUCUGUCGGGGUGAUACCAAGAGGGUCAUCCAGCACUUCCACUUCACAACUUGGCCGGACUUCGGGGUGCCGAGUCCGCCACAGACUCUUGCGAGGUUUGUGAGGGCCUUUAGGGAACGAGUGAGGCCUGAUCAGAGGCCCAUCGUUGUCCACUGCAGUGCUGGGGUGGGGAGAAGUGGUACUUUUAUCACACUCGAUAGAAUACUCCAACAAAUUCAGGUGUCAGAUUAUGUGGAUAUCUUUGGAAUUGUGUGGGCCAUGAGGAAGGAGAGGGUGUGGAUGGUACAGACUGAGCAGCAGUACACCUGCAUUCAUCAGUGUCUGCUGGCGGUGCUGGAGGGACAGGACACACUCACAGGACCACCCAGGGAGAUUCACGAUAAUCAAGGAUUCGAAGGAAAGAACCAAACAUCCGUCGAGAAUGCCAUGAGCCCAGUAGCUGACGAAAAGGAGAGAUGACCUUCGGAUUCGGGGAACGAGGACGAGGAUGACGAGGGUAUCGCCGAAUCCGGGAUGUAACCAGAAAUAUUACAGCCCUCAAAUUAUGAUUUAAUUGACCCCAAUGGAAGGAAAUGAUCUGACAUUUAAUUGAUCUGUGAAGUUCAGUGCUCAAUUUUUAAUGAUUUUCUCCCGCGCGACCUGAAUUUUAAUUUGGAUCGUGUCCCAAGAGAGUGGCAAGUAUCCGUCCGACAUAUUAAUCAAAUAUUUUUCGAAUUUUAUGUUGUUGUCAUUUAGAAUCUCAAUCGAUAUAAUUUUUUCCCUGCGAUUCACACGUGGUUUUGCAACUAGGUACUUAAUUAUUUAGAGAAACGAAGACAGAUCACGGGUGGCUAAUGCACAUUUUUUAUAGAUUUUGAAAGAUGCACCUGAGAGAAUGAAAAUAUAAUUAAGGGGGAGAAUGAUCCCCUCAGGUGCCAAUUGAUCUCUCUACCUCUUAUGAUUGUUUUUGUCUCUCUGUUUUUAAAAAAAAUUUUAUAUCAUGAACGAUUAUAUCCGAAUGGACCAUGGUAUGUACAUAUCUUCCCAUACAUAUUGCAAAAAAAAUGUUUAAGCCUCGAGGAAUAUUGUAUUUUAGCAGAAUAUUAAUUAUUGUUUUUGUUACCUUAUUUUAUUGAUAUUUUUAUCAACGAUGAUGCUAUUGUAAUAAUAACAAUUCAAUAUCAAAAGA